This is a messenger RNA of Dichotomopilus funicola, 459 nucleotides long. RefSeq lists its product as uncharacterized. The transcript is spliced from 4 exons. Bases 1 to 459 code for a protein of 152 amino acids. The record is from RefSeq and is a predicted model, not a curated record. Lineage: Eukaryota; Fungi; Ascomycota; Sordariomycetes; Sordariales; Chaetomiaceae.
AUGCAACUCACCCUCAAAAACACCCUCCUUUUCCUCGGUCUGCUCGGCCUCAGCUCAGCAGCCCCCGCCCCCGAGCCAGCCAUCACGAACCAGGCCACCUACACCGUCGGCCCCGUCCCGACCGGCCUCCCCAAGACAUGCUCCAAGUAUCUCGAGGACCCCAAGUUGUGCUACACCGCCACGACCACUGAGACCGUUGCUCCUUCAAUCUGCCCCAUGAUCAAGUGUGUCGAGCCGACGGGCCAUGUUGUUUGCCCGCCGUACAUCAAGGUGACCACCGUCGAGGUGCCGUGCAGCACCGAUUGCUGCCCCAAAACCCCCACCGCCACAGUCACCGCAACCGCAGACUGCCCGGGCUGUACAGCCGAGUGUGUUGUGCCGACGACAACGGUGACGGCUACUACGGGAGUGUGUGGGGGGGUUACGGUGGGGCCGCUUCCUAGUGCUACGACGCAUUAG